CGAUUGACUGGGAGCGGGGUUUCCUCUUCCCGGUGCCCACAGGCCUUGGGGUGACCACAGCCACGGUCGCCUGGGACUGAAGGAUCCCUGAACCCGGCAGGCUGCGGCGGACGUGAAAGCUUCUGAGUCCCUUCCAGACGCUGUCUGGCGAGGUCCGACGAUAUGGUCCACAGGUCUCCAUGAGUCAGUUUGGCUGGAGACUGCGAACACUCAAUAAUGAGCGGUGCAGCUUUAGGACUUGAGAUUGUUUUUGUCUUUUUUCUGGCAUUGUUCCUCCUGCAUCGAUAUGGAGACUUUAAGAAACAGCAUCGACUUGUAAUCAUCGGAACACUGCUUGCUUGGUAUCUCUGCUUUCUUAUUGUCUUCAUACUGCCACUGGAUGUUAGUACGACAAUAUAUAACCGAUGUAGGCAUGCUGCUGCAAAUUCCAGCCCUCCUGAAAAUAACAAUGUUACGGGAGUGUAUGCAUCUGUCACUCCAGCUCCAAGACAGCCUCCGUGUUUCAAGCCAUGGAGUUACAUCCCAGAUGGAAUCAUGCCAAUUUUCUGGAGGGUAGUUUAUUGGACAUCUCAGUUUUUAACAUGGAUUCUAUUACCUUUUAUGCAAUCAUAUGCAAGAUCUGGAGGUUUUUCCAUCACUGGAAAGAUAAAAACAGCCCUGAUUGAGAAUGCAAUCUAUUAUGGAACUUACUUACUGAUAUUUGGAGCAUUUCUAAUUUACGUAGCUGUAAACCCACGUUUGCAUUUAGAAUGGAACCAACUUCAGACUAUUGGGAUAGCUGCUGCCAACACAUGGGGUCUGUUUCUCCUCGUGUUAUUACUGGGGUAUGGCUUGGUGGAAAUUCCUCGGUCAUACUGGAAUGGAGCCAAAAGGGGCUAUCUGCUUAUGAAGACUUACUUUAAGGCAGCCAAACUGAUGACAGAGAAAGCAGAUGCAGAAGAGAAUUUGGAGGAUGUAAUGGAGGAGGUUCGUAAGGUAAAUGAGAGUAUCAAGUAUAACCAUCCAUUGAGAAAAUGUGUUGACACGAUCCUGAAAAAGUGCCCUACAGAUUAUCAGGAAAAGAUGGGUAGAAAUAUGGAUGAUUAUGAAGAUUUUGACGAAAAGCGUAAUACCUACCCAAGUGAAAAAAGUUUGGUAAAAUUGCACAAACAGGUGAUUUAUUCAGUUCAAAGGCACCGUCGGACUCAAGUGCAAUGGCAGAUUCUUUUGGAACAGGCAUUCUAUCUAGAAGAUGUAGCAAAAAAUGAAACUAGUGCAACUCACCAGUUCGUUCACACCUUUCAGUCACCUGAGCCAGAAAAUCGAUUUGUCCAAUAUUUUUAUAAUCCUACAGUUGAGUGGUACUGGGAAUGCCUUUUGCGUCCAUGGUUUCACAGGAUACUUGCUGUGGUUUUGUCUAUCUUCUCUGUGAUUGUUGUGUGGUCAGAGUGUACCUUCUUUAGCACAACUCCUGUCUUAUCCCUUUUUGCAGUAUUCAUACAGCUGGCAGAAAAGACAUACAAUUAUAUUUAUAUUGAGAUUGCUUGCUUCCUUUCCAUCUUCUUCUUAAGUAUCUGUGUUUAUUCUACGGUGUUCAGGAUUCGUGUAUUUAACUACUACUACUUGGCUUCACAUCAUCAGACUGACGCGUACAGCCUUCUUUUCAGUGGCAUGCUGUUUUGCCGUUUGACUCCUCCUUUAUGUCUUAACUUCUUGGGACUGACCCAUAUGGAUUCGUCCAUCUCCCACCAGAAUACCCAGCCAACUGCGUAUACAUCUAUCAUGGGUUCCAUGAAAGUUUUAUCCUUUAUUGCAGAUGGAUUCUAUAUAUAUUAUCCUAUGUUGGUAGUAAUUCUCUGCAUAGCCACAUAUUUUAGUUUGGGCACCCGUUGUUUGAAUCUGCUUGGUUUCCAGCAGUUCAUGGGAGAUAAUGAUAUGACAUCAGAUCUAGUUGAUGAAGGAAAAGAAUUAAUCAGACGAGAGAAAAGAAAAAGGCAAAGGCAAGAGGAAGGUGAAAAUAGAAGAAGAGAGUGGAAAGAACGUUAUGGACACAACAGAGAGGAUUCCACUCGGAAUAGAAACGUUCAUCCUGACCCCAAAGAGUCAAAUUUCUCAGACACUACUACCAAUUGGUCAUCCAAAUAUACCAGGGCUAAUAACAGGACUGAAAGAGACCGAAUAGAACUUCUCCAAGAUGCAGAACCUCUGGAUUUUAAUGCAGAAACAUUUACUGAUGAUUCUCUGGAACCUGAGUCAGGAAGGUAUCAACCUGGUGGACGAUAUCUCUCCAUGUCUUCCAGCAUAAUAUUUGAAGAUAUCUAAAGUCUGAAGUAAUUCAUAGAUCAAGUAACCGAGGUCAACACAUCAGCUCAGCCUUUAUGAACAUCCUUGUGUCCUGUAUUUCCUCUGUUCUCUCUAUAAACGGUGUGAGGAUAACAAAGACAGCAUUGAAAGUUGAUCACAUCUUAACAAUAUUAGGUUAUGGUUUGUUGAAUAGAGCAUCAUCUUUUCUUAUAGGCUUUACUGGAGACCAUCUGAAGCAUCUGCCUUAGAAGUGUAGUUAAGUGGAAGGGUUCAACUCAUGAUAAACAUAGAGCUAACUUGGUUUCAUGCUAAUUUUUUAGGAGACUUAUUUUAAAGUUCAAUGAAGCCAUAAGUCAUACUAAAUUCUACAAUUUUAUAACUGUAAUUUAAAAUUUUACUAUUUCUUUAAAAAUGUUCAACCUACAUUUUCCAAAGAACUAAAAGUGAACUGAGACCUCAAAUAAUGACCAUAUUCACUAAACUCAUGUCUUAAAACAAGGCUAACGUAUCGGACAUAACUGAAUGUAAACAGCUCUUCUUCAGAUCUGCACACACUUCCAUGGGAUUGUGCAUGUAUAAUUAAGAUGAUUCUUCAGUUGAUAGUGUUAGUCUCUUUAGCAUGUGUAUUCUAAUUGGGUGAUGUGUUAUUCUUUUCUGUCUUUGUAGUAACUGGAUCUUUUUAUGGUUUUCAUAUUAUUGCUUUGUAAAAGAUUUUCAUUUCAGAGAAAAAUAUUCAUCUUUAACAUUUA
Messenger RNA from Grammomys surdaster, 3032 nucleotides. RefSeq names its product LMBR1 domain containing 2 (gene Lmbrd2). Bases 217 to 2301 code for a protein of 694 amino acids. Lineage: Eukaryota; Metazoa; Chordata; Mammalia; Rodentia; Muridae. The transcript is spliced from 18 exons. The record is from RefSeq and is a predicted model, not a curated record. Gene Ontology annotation, biological process: adrenergic receptor signaling pathway. Gene Ontology annotation, cellular component: membrane.